AUGAUUGUGGCAUCAACUAUCAUCAUGUUGUUACAUCGAUUGUGGUUUUUGGUAUAUUGUUCUUGUGUUUUGGCUGUAGUUUGUUUGUCUUAUGAUGAUCAAGAACAAGGAUUGGUUGAAUAUCGUCAAAGAAUUGGUGGGAGACAUCGAGGAUUUAUUUAUCGGACUAUUAUUGUUGAUCAAUCUGGUCGGGGUCAUUUUAAUACCAUUCAAUCUGCUGUUGAUUCAGUUCCUGCUGAUAAUAACAAAUGGAUUUGUAUUUACGUUAGAGCCGGAAAAUACAAGAACCGGCUCCGUGAAGAACAAGUGUAUAUACCAUAUUUCAAGCCAUUCAUAUACCUUAAAGGAGAUGGGAAGAGGAAGACAAUUGUAGUUUGGAAUGGAUAUGACAAUAUUAUGACAAGUGCCACUUUUAUUUCUGAAGCUGAUAAUAUUGUUGUCAAAAGCAUGAGUUUUUGGAAUUCAUACAACAACCCGUAUACGAUUGGGAAGCCAGUAAGUACAGCGGUGGCUGCGAGGAUUUCUGGCGACAAAUCGGCGUUUUAUCGAUGUGGAUUCUUCGGGUUUCAGGACACAUUGUGGGAUGUUCAAGGGAGGCAUUAUUUUAAGAGAUGUACUAUUCAAGGAGCUGUUGAUUUCAUAUUUGGAGCUGGGCAAUCUAUAUAUGAGAAAUGUACGAUAUCGGUUAUAACAGGAGGAUUAAAUGGGCUGGCAGGAUAUAUAACUGCCCAAGGUCGAGCCACAGCAGAAGAAACAAACGGAUUCGUGUUCAAGGAAUGUCAAGUGGUUGGAAAUGGACUUGUUUACUUAGGCAGACCAUGGAGAGACUAUGCCAGAGUCAUAUUCUAUAACUCAUCUAUGACAAGCAUUGUGGUCCCUGAAGGGUGGAAUUCUUGGAAAUCAUUUGCUGCAACCGGGAACCAGAUAACGUUUUCUGAAGUAGGGUGUCAUGGUUUGGGAGCAAACAAAAAGAACAGAGUUUCUUGGGAAGCAAUGUUGAGUCCUCAAAUGCUGUCAUAUUUUACCAGCAUCAAAUUCAUUGAUAAUGAAGGUUGGAUUAGAAGACAACCUUUCCAUAUGCUACCACCGCGGUGA
Impatiens glandulifera is the source of this 1095-nucleotide messenger RNA. Its product is annotated as probable pectinesterase 29. NCBI's taxonomy places the organism in Eukaryota, Viridiplantae, Streptophyta, Magnoliopsida, Ericales, Balsaminaceae. The record is from RefSeq and is a predicted model, not a curated record. Gene Ontology annotation, biological process: cell wall modification. The transcript is spliced from 6 exons. Bases 1 to 1095 code for a protein of 364 amino acids. Gene Ontology annotation, molecular function: pectinesterase activity.